AUUUGAAUUUGUUGUAUUUUAUUACCUCCAUAUUUGCUUUUUGCAUUUUGCUGGAAUUGAUUAUCAAAAAGUUUCGGUUUAAAUAAAAAAAAAACAUGGAUAAGAAGUCCUUUGACAUCGUCUUGGAUGAAAUCAAAAAGUGUGUCCUGACUGACCAGAGGAUCAGAGCCAUUGAGCAGGUGCAUGGAUAUUUCUCCAGUGAGCAGGUGAUUGAAAUCUUGAAGUAUUUCUCAUGGGCAGAACCUCAGAUUAAAGCAGUGAAAGCUCUACAGCAUAAAAUGGUUGCAAUCCCCACAACCAAAGUUGCAAACAUCCUGAACUGCUUCACCUUUUCGAAGGACAGACUUGUUGUUCUAGAACUGAUAGCUUUAAAUAUUUCAGAUGCUCAGAAUUAUCGUCCUGUGGAGGACCUGUUUCGCAUUCAUUUGUCUGAGAAAAAGCGCGCUCGUAGAAUAUUAGAGCAGGUGUGUAAGGUUGGCUGUAAGGCUCCUGUAGCCAUGAUUUCAUCCUGUGGAAUGAUACCAGGAAAUCCAUACCCUAAAGGCAGACCCAGCUUGRUCACCGGCACCUUUCCUGGAAUCCCUCCUGAGAAAAAAGAAGAUUCCUCRAACAGCAUGGAGGGGAAAGGAAUCGCUGCGCGGAUUAUUGGACCUUUCAAACCUUUUCCUUCAACAUACAAUCCCCAUCGACCUGUUCCUUACCCUAUACCACCAUGCCGACCUCAUGCCACUAUCGCACCAAGUGCAUACAACAACGCAGGCCUUGUUUCUAUGGGAGGGGUAAUAACAGCCAACGUGCCCCCUCCCCCCUACAACUCUUCUCACAGAGUAGCAGGUUACGCCAAACCUGGCAAUCCACAAAACACCACGCCUGGAGUCAACAGUGGGCCCCUUCUUGUUCCUCAUGUGUCCACUCCUUCAACCCCUGUCCCACCCCAGGUUUCACCAGCCCCACCUCCUCCCACUACCCCAAUUACACCAGUUUUCCCUGGCAUGGUGCCCUCCCACCAUGCCAACGCCCCCUCUCCUGCACCUGCCCCAUCUCCAUCUGUGAUCAAAGCAGGACCGCAGACCCCCAGUGGACAUGUCACACCUACACCCUCAUCUGUCAUUAAAGCCCACACCCCAUCAGGCACCCCCUGUGGGACUCCUGUCCCCGGCAGCGGGGGAUUCCCUUCUUCCCCUUUCCAUGCCCUCUCUCGACCAGACACCCCUGCAGCUUCCCAGUCACAGACAAACUCCAUGGGCUCAACUCCACAGAGGUCUUACUCCCAGUCCUCAGACCAGUCCAACUUCCCUGGAAUGCACCCGCAAGCAGGUAACUCCUCUGGUUCAGUGAUCCGGAGCUACACCCCCUCUGGUUCAUCAUCUCUCACUCCUGGAUCUUCCACUCCAGUAAACUGUUCCACCCCAGGACCCAGUCCGAAACCCUCUCCUGUCCACCAUGCUCAGACUCAGGCUGGAUCCCUGAACAAGCCCUCGGGGGGUAGUAACAGUGGCAGCAACAGCCCUGUACCAUCAGCUUUUAAAGGCACCUCUCGUUCUGGUACACCAUCCAUUAGCUCCCUGGUGCAGCCAGGCUCUGCUCAGGCCACCCUGUCACGUUCCUUAGGUCUAUCCCACCCCUCAGGUUCCCCUCAAGUCUCUCUCCCUAGCCCUGUUCCCAUCACUGGCCUCCAAGCAUUGUCUUCCAGCCCAGCACCAUCUCAUUAUCCAGGCCUCGCUCCUUUUCCAGCUCUGUCUUCUUCUCUUCCUUGUGCCACCAUCCAUUCAUCUGUGCCCACAAUGACCUCCACCACCAACAUAACUAACCACCCACCAACCUCCAUAUACCCAAGUUUAGCUCCUAGUGCCACUCCUGCUGCAGCCUCUCCUUUUGGGCUGGGCCUCACCUCUGCCCCAUCUAUAUUCCAAGGCCUUCCACCCGGGGCUAGCCCUACCGCCUUUCCUGGACUGGCUGUGUCAGGGGGUACCAGGAGCCCCGUGUUGCCUUCAUUCAUGGGACUGUCAGGAGCAGCUCCAGCUUCUGUAGCAUCAGUGGCUCCGCUGCAGGCUGCAGCCGCAGCCGCAGCUGCCGCGGUCGGGGUUCCAUCAUCAUCCCCGGUCUUACCUGGUUUUGCAUCUACUUUCAGCUCCAAUUUUCAGACUGGGCUGACGAGUGCACUUCAGGCUCCAGGAGGGAGUGGGUUCCCAGGCUUGCUGUCCUUCCCUGCUGUAGCAGGCUUCUCUCCAUCUGCUUCUCCUGCUGCCCUCAGUGGCCUCCACAACCCAACCAUGCAGUCUGCUCUACUUCAGGCUCAUCCUACAUCUGCUUUGGAGAGCUUUCCUCCUCAACCCAACAGUUUCACCAACUACCCUGCAGGCCCUGGGAACCCCUUCCCACUCCAGCCAGGGCUACACCCUCAGUUAGGUUGGCAGUGAAGCCUAUACGGUGACACGUUAAGACCCACGCGCAGACUCUGCAGUUUGCCCUGCCCUACGUUUAAGUAGGUAAUACAGUAUGUCUUUGGCCUUGAACCCUGAAGAGCCCAGGAUAACGAUACAAAACAGUUCACAGCAAGAGUGACUUCAUAACUCAAGAAACACUACUCUGAACAUGUGGGGGAAGGAGGCGUAUUUGUUACCCAUCACUUGUAAAUAUUAGUUAUUAAAUUAGAAUGGAUAGACUGUAACUAGCUGUAAUGAGAGGAUUGAAUUGCCUGUUUUGAAGAACACAUUUAUUAAUGAAAUAUAGAAAAUAUGAAAUUUAUGUAAAAAUAGUCAUUCAUGACUAUUAUUAUUUGGUGUCCAAUUGCAAAAAAAAAAAAAAAAAUUCAUUUUAUUUGCCCAAAUCUGUGAUUUUUUUAUUUUUAUUUUUUAGUGUGAACUUAUUACUGAUUUGUAGUUUAUAAUACGGAGCCACAUUUUAAAGUGUUUAUAGAGCACUGUAAAUAUUUUUAAUUCAUGUUCUGGGUCAGGAGUGUGAUUGCUGUUACAUUUUGAAGCUCUGAUCGUGUUUUAUUUGUUGCAUACUGUGAUUCAUGUUUUGUAUGUUUGCAAAGUCGACAAAUGUGACCCUUGAGCACUGUUCCUGCAGUAUUUGACCAGACAUACUUGAUGAUACAAGCUCUACACAAAGCAUCUGGGAUGAUGUAUGGAUUUCAGUUAUACAGCAGUAUAUGUAUAAAAGCUUCACUUAUUUUUCCACAACAGAUUAAAAACUACUUUUACUGAAUUUGUUGCACAGCUCAGCUCACUGUAGAAGACGGGCUCAUAUCCUGAUUGAGAACAAUAGACCUUUUAUUUUUGUAUGAUCCACCUUACAUUUUCAUCAUGUUUCUUAUAUUCAGUGAACUACUGAUUUAUCUAGCUUUAACUGUAUUUGUAGUUGAUGUAAUUCCCCCUAAAUAAAAAAACCAGAGGUUAAAUCAUGAAAAAA
Austrofundulus limnaeus is the source of this 3417-nucleotide messenger RNA. RefSeq names its product proline and serine rich 1 (gene proser1). The record is from RefSeq and is a predicted model, not a curated record. Bases 96 to 2420 code for a protein of 774 amino acids. Lineage: Eukaryota; Metazoa; Chordata; Actinopteri; Cyprinodontiformes; Rivulidae. The transcript has 12 exons.